Messenger RNA from Aureobasidium uvarum, 747 nucleotides. Lineage: Eukaryota; Fungi; Ascomycota; Dothideomycetes; Dothideales; Saccotheciaceae. The record is from the annotation of a GenBank genome assembly.
AUGCCACCAACCCUCCACCUUGUCCGCCACGCCGAAGGCUUCCACAACUCCUCCUGGCACGGCGAAGCCAUCCACGACCCUCUCCUCACCGAAAAAGGCGAAGCUCAAUGCGCCGAGUUGUGCAAAAACUUUCCCUACCACGACAAGAUAGAUAUGCUCAUGGCCUCGUACGCUUCUUCCCUUCUUCCCUUCUUCUCCCACGACCGCCGACAUUCCACCAGAAUCUGUAGACUAACAAUCUCGAAAACANGUCCCAUGAAACGCACAAUCCAGACGUGCAAAUUCAGUUUCAAACCCGCAGUAGACAGAGGACUACAGAUUUUACUCAUGCCUUUGGCCCAAGAAAGCAGCGACGAACCCAUGGACACUGGCUCCGAAGUCUCGGAAAUCAAGGACAUGUUUGGGGAUUUGGUGGACGAACACCGUAUCGCAGACGUAUACCCUUACUGGCACACCAAUUGCGGCCGUUUCGACACCGAUCCGGCUACCAUGAUUGAUCGUGCCAAGAUGCUGCGAUUGUAUAUCAGAGACAGAGAAGAGAAGAAUGUGGUGCUAGUCAGUCAUGGUACCUUUGCGCAUGCGAUUACGGGAAACUUCAAUGAGCAGGGCGAGCAGACGACGAGGAUGUGGGAGAAUGCAGAGUGUAGAAGUUAUACGUUCAGUGAUGGGCCUGGGGCAGAGAUUAUUGAGACCGAGGAGAGCAAGAAGAGGAGGCCGAGUUUGGAGAUUUCGUCUGGAGAGGAGUGA